Molecule: messenger RNA, 1113 nt
Organism: Scomber japonicus (chub mackerel)
Lineage: Eukaryota; Metazoa; Chordata; Actinopteri; Scombriformes; Scombridae
Gene: prokr1a
Product: prokineticin receptor 1a
Exons: 2
Coding region: 1-1113 (370 amino acids)
Biological process (GO): neuropeptide signaling pathway
Cellular component (GO): membrane
Molecular function (GO): neuropeptide receptor activity
Source: RefSeq, a predicted model, not a curated record
AUGGGCGAACCGACCAACAACAGUUUGGCUCUAGCAGACUACUUCCUGGACUAUGAGAUCCCUCUGGAUGAGAUCCCGGACACCACGCAGGGCCAGGCCUUCUUCGUGGCCACCAUCGUCAUCGCCGUGGUGUUGGUGUGCAUCAUGCUGAUCUGUGGAGUCGGGAACUGUUUGUUCAUCGCCAGCCUCGCCCGCUACAAGCAGCUCCGAAACCUGACCAACCUGCUGAUCGCCAACCUGGCCGUGUCGGACGUGCUGGUGGCGGCGGUGUGCUGCCCCUUCCUGCUGGACUACUACGUGGUGAAGCAGCUGUCGUGGGAUCACGGCUUGUUGCUCUGCGCCUCCACCAACUACCUGCGAACCGUCUCGCUCUACGUCUCCACCAACGCUCUGUUGGCCAUCGCCGUGGACCGGUACAUGGCGAUCCUUCACCCUCUGAAACCUCGUAUGAAGCACCAGACGGCCUACUGCGUGAUCCUGACCGUGUGGAUCGUCCCCAUCUUCAUCUCCAUCCCGUCCGCCUACAUGGCCUCCGAGACGACGUACCCUCACGUGGCGGGGCGAACCCAGAAGACCUUCUGCGCUCAGAUCUGGCCUGUGGACCAGCAGGUUUACUACCGCUCCUACUUCUUCCUUAUCUUCGUUCUGGAGUUCGUGGGCCCCGUCACCAUCAUGUCCGUCUGCUACAUCCAGAUCUCCAGGGAACUGUGGUUUAAGGACGUUCCGGGUUUCCAGACGGAGCAGAUUCGGAAACGGCUCCAUCGGCGACGGAGGACCGUGGUGGUGCUGAUUCUGGUGCUGGUCGCCUACGUCUUGUGCUGGGCGCCGUACUAUGGCUUCGCCCUGCUGCGGGACUUUUACCCAACCCUCAUCUCCAGAGAGAAGAACUCGCUGGUGGCUUUCUACAUCAUCGAGUGCAUCGCCAUGAGCAACGGGAUCAUCAACACAUUCUGCUUUGUGAGCGUCCAAAACAAAACCAAGCGCCUGAAAAAGGCCGGGAAGUUUCCGCUGAAGCUGGUGACAUUUGUGGCCACAAGAUCGCUGGAUGAAGGGGAGGCACGCACCUCGUCGCUCCGAGUGACGGAGGACAUGGACGGCGGUCGGCUGAGGUAG